This is a messenger RNA of Labrus mixtus (cuckoo wrasse), 5008 nucleotides long. It is a transcript of the gene gria1a, whose product is annotated as glutamate receptor, ionotropic, AMPA 1a. The record is from RefSeq and is a predicted model, not a curated record. The transcript has 16 exons. The coding region runs from base 383 to 3145 and encodes 920 amino acids. NCBI's taxonomy places the organism in Eukaryota, Metazoa, Chordata, Actinopteri, Labriformes, Labridae. Gene Ontology annotation, biological process: synaptic transmission, glutamatergic; modulation of chemical synaptic transmission. Gene Ontology annotation, molecular function: AMPA glutamate receptor activity; transmitter-gated monoatomic ion channel activity involved in regulation of postsynaptic membrane potential. Gene Ontology annotation, cellular component: postsynaptic membrane; plasma membrane; AMPA glutamate receptor complex.
GCAGGCAGGAAACAAGAGAAAUCAUCGCGCCACAGAGAGGAAAAACAGAGAAGAAAAUAUUGAUGAAUUGACGAUGAGAAUCAACAGCUCUCCAAGAUGGGCAUAUUUUUUGCAGUGCGGCUAAUGCUGAAGUCAUUCUCCGUCUCAUACAACAGCAGCCAAGGACACGAGAGCAUCAGCAGAGAGAGGGGGAAGAGGAGAGAGAAAGGUGCUUCCUCUCGCCAUUGCGAUCACCGUCUAGCUGCUGUACCGAUGUUGGUGUAAAAAGCUGCUCACACUGGAGGCGAAAGGAGCGGCAUAGGAGCGGGGAAUUUAACUUCACACACGGACAAACCUAUGCUUGGAUUUCGGCUUUUUCCCCUUCGCCAAUGCAAAAGGAAAUAUGCAGCGAAGCCUCACCAUCCUCUACACCAGUUUACUGGGGAUAUGCUUGGGUUCAAGCUCAAGUUUUCCAAGUAACAUCAAUAUAGGAGGAUUGUUCCCAACAGAAUCUCACGAAUAUGAGGUUUUUCGUUUCGCCCUCUCACACCACCAGGACAUCCCCAAACUGGUGCCGCAGGUGGAUAUGGUCAAAAUGGGGAAUAGCUUUUCCAUGACAUAUGCCUUUUGCUCCCAGUUCUCCAAAGGUGUGUAUGCCAUCAUUGGCCUGUAUGACAGGAAGACGGUCAACAUGCUCAUGUCCUUCUGCGGAGCGCUGCAUGUCUGCUUCGUCACACCUUCCUUCCCCAUCGAGACGGCCAACCAGUUCGUCAUCCAGCUGAGGCCCGAGCUGCAGGAUGCUCUGGUGGGAGUGAUCGACCACUACGGGUGGACCAAGUUUGUCUACAUGUACAGUUCUGACUCAGGCCUUUCGGUGCUGCAGAAGGUUCUGGACACGGCAGCGGAGAGGAACUGGCUGGUGACCUCAGUCAAUGUGGAAACCAUGACGGAGGCCUCCUUUUUGAAAGUGUUCCAGGACCUGGAUAAGAGGAAGGAGGGCCAGAUUAUCAUCGACUGUGAGACUGAGAGGCUCACCGGCAUCCUUAAAAAGAUUGUUGAACAAGGCAAGAAUGCAAAGAGCUACCACUACAUCCUGGCUAACCUGGGUUUCCUGGACAUUGACCUGACAGAUCUGAGGAAAGGAGGGGCGAACAUUACCGGCUUCCAGCUCGUCAACAACUCCGAGCCGGUUGUCAGCCGUGUCGUCCAGCAGUGGCUCGAGUUUGACAACAAAGACUCCAAAGUGCCCAAAAGCGGACUUAAAUACACAGGCGCUCUAACAUAUGAUGGGGUGAAAGUCAUGUCAACAGCCUUCCAGAAUCUGAGGAGACAGAGGAUAGACAUAUCUCGCAGGGGCAACGCUGGAGAAUGUCUUGCCAACCCACCGGCUCCCUGGGGACAGGGCAUCGACAUCCAGAGAGCCCUGCAGCAGGUCCGUAUAGAUGGAUUGACUGGCCACAUUCAGUUCAACGAGAAAGGCCGCAGAACAAACUACACUGUAAGCAUCAUGGAGCUGGCCCCCUCCGGACCAAAGAAGGUCGGUUACUGGAACGAAGAUGAGAAGUACGUGACUACAGCCAGCUUCGUGAGAGGCAGCAACGAGACCUACGGCCUGCAGAACAGGACUUACAUCGUCACCACCAUCCUGGAAUCUCCAUACGUGAUGCUGAAGAAGAACCAUGAGCAGCUUGUGGGAAACGAUAAGUACGAGGGCUACAUCGUGGAGCUGGCUGCAGAGAUAGCCAAACAUGUGGGCUACCAGUACAAGCUGAAGGUCGUAUCAGACGGCAAAUAUGGAGCCAGAGAUCCUGAAACCAAGAUGUGGAAUGGCAUGGUGGGAGAGCUGGUGUAUGGGAAAGCAGACGUGGCUGUGGCUCCUCUGACCAUCACCCUGGUCCGUGAAGAAGUGAUCGACUUCUCCAAGCCCUUCAUGUCCCUGGGUAUCUCCAUCAUGAUCAAGAAACCCACCAAAUCCAAACCUGGCGUCUUUUCCUUCUUGGACCCCCUGGCUUACGAGAUCUGGAUGUGCAUCGUGUUCGCCUACAUCGGCGUCAGUGUCGUCCUGUUCCUGGUCAGUCGGUUCAGCCCGUACGAGUGGCAUGCAGAGGACUACGAGGAGGGGGGCGAGCCGCAGACACCCACCCAGGCUUCAGCCUCCAAUGGGGUGCAACAGGGCCAGACUCAAACACAGCAGAACACCAAUCAGCAGAGUCAAGAGCAGACCAAUGAGUUUGGCAUCUUCAACUCCCUUUGGUUCUCGUUGGGCGCCUUCAUGCAGCAGGGCUGUGACAUCUCACCACGAUCUCUGUCUGGCCGAAUCGUUGGAGGCGUCUGGUGGUUCUUCACCCUCAUCAUCAUCUCAUCCUAUACUGCCAACCUGGCUGCCUUCCUGACCGUGGAGAGGAUGGUGUCUCCCAUCGAGAGUGCUGAGGAUUUGGCCAAGCAGACUGAGAUCGCCUAUGGGACAUUGGACGCCGGCUCGACCAAAGAAUUCUUCAGGAGGUCUAAGAUCGCUGUGUUCGAGAAGAUGUGGUCCUACAUGAAGGCGGCCGACCCGUCCGUGUUUGUGAAGACCACGGACGAGGGCGUGAUGCGAGUCAGGAAGUCUAAAGGGAAGUAUGCCUACCUGCUGGAGUCCACCAUGAACGAGUACAUCGAGCAGAGGAAACCCUGCGACACCAUGAAGGUGGGAGGAAACCUCGACUCCAAAGGUUACGGCAUCGCCACACCCAAGGGCUCCCCCCUCAGAAACCCAGUUAACCUGGCAGUGUUAAAACUGAACGAGCAGGGCCUCUUGGACAAAUUGAAAAACAAGUGGUGGUACGACAAGGGAGAGUGCGGCAGCGGGGGCGGGGACUCCAAGGACAAGACGAGCGCUCUGAGCCUCAGCAACGUGGCGGGCGUCUUCUACAUUCUGAUCGGCGGCCUGGGCCUGGCCAUGCUGGUGGCGCUGGUGGAGUUCUGCUACAAGUCCCGGACCGAGUCGCGCCGAAUGAAGCAAUCCAUCAACGACGCCAUGCACUGCUCCACCCUGACCCGAAUGAGUGGCAACGGGAACGGCGGAGAGAACGGACGAAUCCUCACCCACGACUUCCCCAAGACGGUUCAGACGCUGCCCUGCAUGAGCCACACCGCCAGCAUGGGACUGGGGGCCUCUGGCAUGUGAUCUAUCAUGUGACUGUGCUGGCGGCAAUGGUAAUCGGCAGGGUGGGGCAGGAAAAAAAAGAGCGCAAGUGACUCUUAAAUGACCUCACACAUCAUCAUGGCUGUCCGGUUUGACCCAUCUCUCUUCUCCUGGCUGUUGAGGGCGCCCAACUUGAACAAGACUUAAUUUACUGCCAAAAUGCACUCUCUAAAAGCUCCGCAAACAACAAAACGGAGACUCGCAAACGUUUUUUUUUUACUCAAAGGAUGGAAAAAAAGAGAUAUUGAGGGAAAAAAAAGGAGGGAAUGUGCUGCAAUAAAGAAGCUGUCAACGGGGCGUGUUUUUGAAUUUUUUACAGUGUUCAUUUGUGUGGGGGAGAAAAAAAAAAGAACUCUAUUCUUCAGUGUGACACCUGCGCUGCGCCAUUUUCCACGGAGCUGUUGACAUUAGUCUGCGUGUGCAAUAUCUUCUCCUUCACUGCUGAUUAUGUACUACCUAGAUGCUUCUGAAGGCCGAGGGGGGGGGGGCGUGUCUUUGCACAGAUGCGGCUGAGGAGGACAAACACACAGGACUGCUCCCAUGGUUUGAUAUUGUUUUGGUAUAAUUCCUGCUCUCUCUUUCACUCCCACAUUUACCCACCAUUUUGGAAAGACUGAGUUCUCUGUGUAGCAUAGACGGUUUUUAUGAGUAGUUCAUGGUCUACACUGUUUUCAUAGAGCUUUGUCAAAAGUACUUUGAUUUGGUUUUUUCCCUGGAUUGAAGGCUGUUUUAAUCAGUGGUUGAACAGACAAACGUGCAUUGCUGCUACACCUCAUUCAACACACCAUGCCUUGUCUUUGUGCCAUACAACCAUUCUCACAAACACACACAAACACUACACACUUGUUGAUGCUGGGUCAGAAGUUUGAAAACCAGAUCCAUACAGAGUUUAAGUAAUUGAUUUGAGGGCAGAGUCAGAGAUGCCCGCUCUAACCUGUGUGAGGCUCGACUACACACCGACACAUUAUGUACAGUACUGAGUGACCUUACACUGUAUUCUACUGUUGUGACAUUCAUAGCAUAUCCAUUUAUAUACGACGGAGUCUAUUUGCAGCACGUGCUUAAGAAAAAAGACGGAAUCGUUCAGAUACAGUCUGGAGAAACUCUCUUUCAACCUUUUUGUCAGAGCCAUUGCUCCUGUGCUCUAUUUUCAGCUGUGCUCAGUUUGAAUGAAAUAAGACAACGCAGCUAUUGCUCUCAGUUCAUUGAGAGUGGCAUAUUCCCUGCAGAUCGUGUGUGGCCUAUAAAAGGAAAGUUGACCUCCUCUUGGUGAUGCUCGCGAGCUUAGGGAAGGAGGUGGAGUCGGAGGACUCGGUGUGACUGACAGAUUCACACCCACUAUCUUCUGUGUUUAUUGGAAGUCAAGGUUGCGGCUUGUCCUUGCACAAAGCGGCUGUGGACUUCUCCCUUUCUAGGUCAUGGAAAUCAGAGAGGCAGGCCUUGGACAGGAGAGGGCAGACAGUCUGGGUUCUGCAUUGAGGCCUUAAAGGAAAAUCCCACCUUAACGCAUCUCAAUACUAUGAACUCUAAAGGCUUGUUGGUGAUGUUCUCUGCAUUUCCAAGUCUUUUUUUAGUAGUUAAGUGAGUGAUGUGUUCAUGACUGACAACAGCAGAAAUCUAAAUACAUGUUGUAAUUCAGAACCAAAGACAAAGAAAUAGGCUGGCAUGAUUAUGUGUUUUUCUUAUUGCUAACAAAUCCUUUGAAAGGACAACAAAGCUGUCAUCCCCCCCUCGACUGUAAACCUUAAAAACCGACUAUAUCAGCCCCUUAGAAUGAGCAAAAGAUUCCUAUUUAAUGCAAAUAUUUUGACUGCUUUUCAAACUGUUUUUCAAUUUCACGUACAG